Messenger RNA from Octodon degus (degu), 656 nucleotides. It is a transcript of the gene Lkaaear1, whose product is annotated as LKAAEAR motif containing 1. The record is from RefSeq and is a predicted model, not a curated record. The transcript is spliced from 4 exons. NCBI's taxonomy places the organism in Eukaryota, Metazoa, Chordata, Mammalia, Rodentia, Octodontidae. The coding region runs from base 79 to 627 and encodes 182 amino acids.
CCCCUGGACCCUGGAAGGCUGGAAAAAGGGCCCUGAUCCCAGCCUCAGACAACCAACCCAUGGGACCUAGGAGGGAAGAUGCCGCGGCCCGCAGCGAAGGGCACGCCAGAAGCCGGGUCCGCCAAGCAGCGCGUAAAGGGGGCGCCUGAGACGGACGCCCCCAGGCCUGGCUGGGCGCUGACGCUGGAGGGGCUGGCGGCCAUGCCCCUCACGCAACGUCGCUACCACCUGCUCUUCAGCGACCUGCUGGAGGACGGGGAUGCGGCCGCCUCCAUCUUCCCGCGCGAGUCGGCGGAGCUGGCGUACCGCAUGCCCGACCCGCGGGCCUGGACGCAGCGGCUCGACCAGCCCGCGGGGUGCGCCAGCCCGCUCCUGGGAGUGCUCAAAGCAGCGGAGGCCCGCGGACGCGUGCGCGCCCUGAGGCUACGCUACAUCCGCAUGCGGGCGGAGGAGAUCACGCUCCUGAUCCGACAUCAGGGCUCGGCGCGCGCUGCCAUCCGGCUCGAGCUUUUCCUGCCGCCACAGCUAAAGCCGACGCGGAUCCCGGAUCCUCUGGACAAGCAAGAGAGGCGGCACGUGGAGACCAUCCUGGAGGAGACCGUGGAUGGCAGCAUUUUCCCACGGUGACAGCGACCAGGACUAUGCAGCUAUGCCCC